CCGGGGGGUGACACCGGGGGGUAACAGGAGGCACCCUAAGUGACACCGGAGGGGGACGGGCAGCACCGGGGCUGACACCGGAGGGGCACGGGCAGGACCGGGGUGUGACGGGGACCACCUGAGGAGCACGGGCGGCACCGGGGGGUGACACCGGGGGGUAACGAGCAAGACCGGGGAUGACACCGGGGGAGAACGAGCAGCACCGGGGGUGACACCGGAGAGGAACGGGGAGGAGUGAAGGUGACACGGGAGGAGCACCGGGCUGUGCCGGGCAGCACCGGGCGGGGAGCGGCGCUAGGACCCGGCGCGGCGGGGCCCGCCCGGAUUCCAGGCUGGCUCCCGGUGUGACGUCACGCCCGGUCCCGGCCCCUCGCGCUCGGGAAAAUGCUGCUCUCGGUGCCGCCGCGCUCGGGGCUCCCCGCCUUCGCCUACAACAAGGGCGGCAAGAAGCAGCCCUAUGUGCCCCCGGCCCAGCCCCUGGGCCCCCCCAGCCCCAGCCCGGCCGCGGGGACCCCAGACCAGCUCAGCAAGACCAACCUCUACAUCCGGGGGCUGCACCCCGGCACCACCGACCAGGACCUGGUCAAGCUCUGCCAGCCCUAUGGGAAGAUUGUCUCCACCAAAGCCAUCCUGGAUAAAACAACCAACAAGUGCAAAGGUUUGGGGGGACACUGA
Zonotrichia leucophrys gambelii is the source of this 675-nucleotide messenger RNA. RefSeq names its product RNA binding motif single stranded interacting protein 2 (gene RBMS2). The record is from RefSeq and is a predicted model, not a curated record. NCBI's taxonomy places the organism in Eukaryota, Metazoa, Chordata, Aves, Passeriformes, Passerellidae. The transcript is spliced from 3 exons. Gene Ontology annotation, molecular function: RNA binding. Bases 385 to 675 code for a protein of 96 amino acids.